Chelmon rostratus (copperband butterflyfish) is the source of this 4780-nucleotide messenger RNA. RefSeq lists its product as uncharacterized. The transcript has 2 exons. Gene Ontology annotation, molecular function: DNA binding; DNA-binding transcription factor activity. Lineage: Eukaryota; Metazoa; Chordata; Actinopteri; Chaetodontiformes; Chaetodontidae. The coding region runs from base 813 to 2687 and encodes 624 amino acids. Gene Ontology annotation, cellular component: nucleus. Gene Ontology annotation, biological process: circadian rhythm; regulation of DNA-templated transcription. The record is from RefSeq and is a predicted model, not a curated record.
AGGGAGAGAGAGAGAAACUGGAGCAAACAUGAGGAGCGCACUGAAAACAAGCGGCACUGUGUUCACACUCUCGCAUAUACCUGCGCUAAUCGGAGAGCUGGUGUUUUGAAAGUGACGGACGGUGUGCGUGAGCGUGAGUUUGAGCGCGGCGGACCGGCGGCCGAUGCGCAAAGCGGAUUGUUGCGCAGGAACCGGGCUGCUGGAGCCCGCUGUGGAUUCUGUCAUCUUUAGAGGAAAAAAAUCCUUUCAUCUUGCAGUCAACCGAAGAGAGGAGAGAGACAGACAGAGGGAGCGAGAGCGAGGCUCCCCAAGAGACUGACACGCUGAGGUAGACGGGCCGACCUACAUCCUGCUGUUUGCAGUUUGGAGAUCUAGGACAUUUCUCCGCCAGCUUAGCUCAGUGUGCCGUUUUCAUGCUAAACCUUUAAAACCAACCGCGGAAAAGCAAAAGGAAAAAAAGACAAUUCAUUCAUCCACUCAACUUUAAGGACAUUUGUUCUUUUUUCGAGACUGAUCUGAUCCACUUAGGGUCUGUGAUACUUUGAAGAGUCUGGACACUGAACCAAAAACCCUUCAAGUGGAUAAAUGAGGGUUGCUAAUGCUGAGCUCCAGCUGUUUAUCUUUUUGAUUAAUUUGGACACUUGAGUCCCCUCCUGUCAUAACUAUACUGAACCUGCAAUAAACAGAACACAUACUUCGGGAGAAAACUUCCAAAGGUUGGUUUUGUCGCACCCCCUCCUCCCCUUCACCUCUGACCUGGUUCUUCCCCAGUCGCCCAAGAAACAUUUCAAACUGGCUGCCACUAGACAAGAAUGGAAAAUCUGACUUCAGCUCUCAAAACAUUAAACAAAAACUCAGGGAAUAACCUAAACUGCCUUGAGACCUUCAAUGGAUAUGAAGAGUCUCCAUCUGCACAAGGGAGUCCAACUCGCCUGGGGCGCCUCAUCAAGCCCAAACCCAAUAUCACCUGCAGGCGAAAGCGUGAGUUCAUCUCUGAUGAGAAGAAGGACGCCUCCUAUUGGGAGAAACGCCGCAAAAACAAUGAGGCCGCCAAGCGUUCCCGGGAGAAGCGACGUCUCAAUGAUAUGGUUUUGGAGAACCGUGUCAUUGCACUGAAUGAUGAGAAUGUGAGGCUCAAGACAGAGCUGCUCCAGCUGAAGCUGCGCUUUGGCCUCAUAACCACUGCCUCCUACAUUGAAAAGAGCCAGCAGAUUGGUGGAGGCAACAACGCGGGAAAUGGAGGAUCAUCCUCCUCUUCUACUCAGUACUACUCCAGUGGCUACUCGAGCAGCUCUCAGGUGAUGAUGAACUCUGAUUCUUCAGAAACAGAGCAGUCGGGACGCAGCGAGGGCCACAGGCAGCUGGUGAAAUACUCCCCACGUGGCUCCCUCUCUGACAUGUCCGAUGGCUCCUCCAGGGACAGCCCUGAGCCCAUUCCUUUUGAGAUCAAACAGGAAGGUGACAGGCUGGAGAUGGACAUAGCCAGUGGCACCACCACUCAGAUCAUGUUCAACAUCCACCGUGGUCUGGCCUCUGUGCCCACUCACCACCAGAUCCAGCAGCAUUCUCAGGAGCUGGAGGCUGCCUAUCACAGCCAACAGCAGCAGCAGCACCACCACCACCUUCACCAACAACAACAACCCCAUCAAGAGCCUGUGGCUGCCAUCAACACUGUCAGCCAGCCUGCCCCUCACCCACCUGCUGCCCAGAGGAGCGUCAUUCUGUAUGGCUCCAGCAGUGCCUCCUAUCCUGUGGACACCCUGGCGAGGCCCCAGGACAGCGAUCCGCAGACAGCCCCGAAGCAGAGCAGCGGCAGCAGCCGACUGUCCCAGUCAAUUACAGAGAGCUCCACGGAGACGCUGGCUGAGGUGACAAAACAGCUGGAGAGGAAGACAUUAGACUCCCCGCCAUAUGAGCUCGCAGACAGCCGUAACGAGGCUGGAGAAAGACAGGUGUACAGAGUUUGCCACCUUCCACAGCAAAACCUGCAACAGGAGCAGCAGCAGCAGCACCAGCAAGAGAGCGAUUUGUCUGCAGAGCUCCUCCACAAACAAAUGGAGGGGGUCAACCACUCCCACCUGUAUCAUCAUCUCCAGCAGCCCCAUCAUUCGUACCUCAGUGCCCAAGAUGAGGAGCCACCGGUGCUUACCUACGAGGGCGGGCCCAGGAGCGAGCCUUACUACCAAGGCCAAUCAGGCUCCUCUAGCAAAGACACUUCAUCCAGUGAUGGAGAUCCCCGCAGCUCUGAUAAAGAUGCCUCCACGGAUGAUGACGAGUCCCCCUCCUCAUCCUGCUCAGAUAUGGGCAGCUACCACAACCAACACCUUACUGGUGUCCACCAGCCUGCCUCACCUCUGCCCUCCUCCCAGGCCUGCCCUCAGGCCCAGGUCCGGGAUCCCCAGGGGGAGGUGAAGGGCACAGCGUUGCCUCACAAACUCAGACUCAAACACCGGGCCAUGAGCACCGGGAGCAGCGGCAACUGCUCCGGCCAGGAGUCCCCCACAACCCCUCCCUCUGCCACACCACCUCCCCUGCCCCAGCAUCCCUACUUGUCCCUCAUGCCACAGCAGAACAUUAAGGGAGAGAGCCCAGGUGGGGUCUGCAAACAGACGGCCUCAGGGGAGGGGGUCAGGAAGGAAAGCGCGAAAAAGGAGACAGGUGGACGACGAAACAAGAGGAGAGAUUAGGUGACUUUGUCUUUUAGAACUUGUCACAACUUAAACAAAAGACAUUUCUCCUCUAAAAACUACCCUGCCAUCAUGCCUUUGCCCUAUAAUCAAAUCCCCUCCUCAAGCCCUUGGGACAGGAAGCUGGGCUUUUCUACACCCCUACCCACAAUAUCACCAAAAAGGCUGGACAUCUUGUAGGGCUGUAUCAUAUUUGUAUAUAUUGUACAGAUUUGUCAUUUCUUACAUCCUUUACAUACUUACAGAAGCACUUUUGUUUAUGUAAUGAGAGGAGGAAUGGAACUGCCUGCUUUUCUACUUUUGCCAUCCAACAAUAUACAGCACAGUGCAUCAGCAUACGUCAGCAUUUUGAUCACUUACAAACAAGAAUGUAGGGAAACGAAAAGUUUUUAGCUUUAUCAGUACUAUGAAUUUGGUACAUAUCUGACUGUAGACAAACAUACACAUGUAUGGCUAUCUGCCUUAAUUAAAAUCAAAUGCAAACACACACUGGGGACAUCCCCUCGACCAAAGAAGCACCAACACUACAAAUAUUAAGUUCCAUACCUCUUCCCAGACCCUACCUCUACCAACCCAUACUCUCCCCAGCCAUCUCCAUUAUUUCACAAAAGAUCGCCAUCACCUUUAUUUUUUAAGCACUUGGUUUGUAUAUUACUGUGAUAUAUGAAUAUAUGUAUCUAUUAUAAAUAUAUAUUUUACAAAGAAAUUUGAAUACAAAUUCAACAAAAAUGCGACAAACCUGCAAUGGUUAAAGAGGGUUUUGAAAGUGACCAUCUUAUUAUGAAUCACAAUUACUGUACAGCCACAUUGUCCACUGUUGCUACAGGACCCAUUCGAAUUCAAACGCCUCUCUCUUGAUUGUUAAGCUUUAGCAUUAAUCAUUUGUUAAUGCCCUGUUUACACAGAAAUGGCCGUCCAGUUUGGAGCGCCAACAGCACUGAAUGGAGAACAUGUUGUUUCCUGAGGCAAGGGCCUCAUUAAAAUGUUUGGAUUUCUUAACCUUUACCCAGCCUUUAAAUAUUCGGUGGAAUUCACCAGCUGCAGGCUAUAAGCCUUUAGUUUAUUUGAGCUUUAUCAACCAUAUCUUGUUGUUGUUACCAUUCACUGGCCCAAUGUAUUUAUUUCCCUCUUCUCCACACGUCCAUCACUGUAGAAAAGCCCACAGGAACAUAGACGGAGAAUGUGUACAGACCUUUUUAGAUACAUACUGCAGCCUUGAGUUUGAACUGUAAUGUAGGCAUGGGAUGCUUGGAGGCAGAAGCGGGAGGUCACAUUCAUGUAAACACACUACAAUGCACUGAGUUCUGAACAAGUUCCUCUUGUGUAUCCUAAGAGAGCCCUCCAUAGUUACUGUACAUUUAUAGGACAUGGAAUGAGGUUUCGUAGUGUGACCAAGCAUGGCCCUUUCGGCUCAUAGAGCUCAGAUAAUUGAGGUAUUGUGAAAUAAAAGCUAAUGCAAAACCAAAUUUCUCCAACCCUCCAAUUGGUGCCAGCGUUAAAACUCCCUUAAAUUAAUGUAGAAAAGGACGUCCCUUGUUUCCCAUGUGCCUCCAUUACUCAUUUCAGGGGUUAUUCAUCCCUUUCUCAUGGUAGUUCUGCCACUGGGCAGUGAUGAAUUGCCUGCACUGGAUCUUAGUUUAACAAAAGUCUAUGUACCAUGUUUGGCUUUUUGGUGCUUGUGUAUAAAUGUAAAGCUUCCCCCACCCCCUGAACAACACUGUAAUGUUAAUUUCAUUGGUUUUAUAUCCUCUUUUUUUUCUUCAAGGUGUUGUUCUGCUUCCCUCUAUACUGUGUCUUUUCUCCUAUUGACUGUGAUGACAUGUAUUUGCCUCAUUCCUCCUCCCUCCUCCCGCCCUUUUUCAGUGUGUAUUAAUCAGUAAUGUUUGUGGUUUUGCUGAUGGUUUUAUGAAAAAGACAAGAGGACAAAAAAAAAGAAACAGGCAAAGAUAGUGUGGUGUUUAGAGAUGGGUGGUGGUUGGUCUAGUUGGUCAUUACCAUCGCUUCCUUUUGACAUGAAUAUGUAUGUAAAGACACUAAUGUUCAUUGUGGAAGAUGGGAGCAUUUCAAGAUCGGAAAAUAAAAUAAAAAGAAUG